AAAAAAAAAAAAAAAAAAAAAAAAAAAUCUACAUCCAAGUCCUUAUCAGUCCAAAUGAUGAUUCUUCCUUUUUCUCCUCCCCUCCCCCAAGUAGUUGUUGCAUUAUUUAAAUUCACACUGUAUUUCCACCAAACUAGAAAGAGUUACGUAUUAUAACUUCCAAUAAGUUUGGAUUCAACUACAUGGAAUCAUUCCAGGGAGGGAAUUCAUUAUUCAAAUGAACUGGGACCUGGCUGUAUUAUGGAUCAUAGUUCUCAAUGACUGAAGCAGAUAGAGUAAUGACAAUAAUGAAAAGUGGGAUUAAUAAAGCUUCCUGGAGGUAGUGAAUUUGAAGUUAAAUUGAAGACAUAUAUUGCACUUAGAUUAGUAGAAAAGGCAUUUUAAGUUAGAAGACUACCAUAUGAAAAGGCAAACAUUGGAAUAAAAAGAUGUAGUUACAUUGAAUGGCUCAAGGAGAGUGUUGUGAGGGAUUUCUACAUACUCUGCAUUUCUUAUUCUAUGCUAGUUAUUAGGGAAAUGCAGGAGGAAUGAAAUAAUGUAGUCUCUGAAACACUUUUAAAGUUCUUCAUUGCUUUCUAACAGUCUAAAAUCUUUUUAUUGGUUUUCUAGGCCCUCAGAAAUUGUAUCCCAGGCUUCUUUUAUGGAUCAUGUUUUCCAUUAUUUCUUUUUACAUGUUAGCCCUCCAUCAAAACUCUAAUUCUUCUUGUUCUCAUUGCCUUUGGUUACACUGUCUUCUCUGCCUAUAAUGCAUUGUAUUGCCUUCUUCUUCCCCUCCUUAUACCGCCCCCUCCUCCAGUGACUGUUCAAAUGCCUUUCCUCUGGUAAAGCCCAGUUUAAGCUAUCAUAUGAUGCUUUCCUUGAUUUUCCCAUUCUCUCUACUACCCUUCAUAAAAAAAAAAAAAAAAAAAAAAAUCCUACCCUUGGAAAUAACUUCUCCUUUUUGUGCUUUCUCAUAGCAAUUAUUCUAAUCUUAUGUUUAUUUGUAUAACUAUCAUUUCCUUCCCCUCCCAACUAGAUUGGAAGCUUAUUGACAGUAGGCAGGGGCCAUGUCUCUUAAAUAUUAAAUAUUUAUAUUCACCAGAGUGCCUAACACAGUGCCCUGCACAAAGUAGGAACUUACUAUUGAACUGAUUUAGCAGGGGGAUUAAAAAAAAAAAAAAAAAAAACCUAUAACUGGAUGGAACAACUGAGACCAAGUAUAAGAUAAUCUAUGGGCAAAGAUUCAAAAGGAAAUGUGGCACGAGCUGUAUGCUGAAUGGCUAAAGGGAGGUGCAUUAUAGGAUACAGUGAAUUUGGGAAGACAUUAUGAAUAUUGUUCUGAUUUUAAAGAAGUCUUAAGAAUUGAAGAAGGUAAAGAAGAAGAUAAGUUUUCUGCCUAGGUGGAACAGCAGUUGGAUGGAAUAAUGGAAAAUAGAGCAAUGAGUUUAGAGUCAGGAAGACUUGAGUUUGUCUUGCUUUUAAACACCAGCUUUUGUGGCCUUAGAGGAAUCAACUUUGUGUUUCUGUAAAACAAAGGACUUAGAACUCCAUGUCCCUUCCAGCUCUAAAUCUCUGGUCUUAUGAUGCUGUCAAAUGAAAAUGGGUAUUGAGGGCAAGGGAACAGAAAGGAAAGCUGUAAAUAGAUUGUUUCUGCUUGAUUGGAAUCUAUGUGUUGGGGAGAGAUAAAGUUGGAGAGAGAUGAAGAAGAAAGCCAAUCAGUGGAAAGCUGUGUGGAUUUGAUAUUGGAAGUUUUAGGGAAACAUCAUAGGUUCUUGAACUUGGGGUGAUGUCAGAGAGUUUUGAGAAGGGUUUUCAGAUAGCAACGUGGAAUUAGGGGGAGACUAGAGGCAGGGAAACUUGGUAAAGGGAGAUUGCGUCAAUAAAUUCUAAGAUAGAUUGCUAGAUUGGUAGCCUUGGGAAUAUUGAGGAAAGGUCAAUUUGAAGAAGAAAAGAUGAAUAUCAAAAAGAUUUCUUGCCUUGGUUUAGGAAGAGAAUGUUGCCAUGGAAAGAAAUGGAGAAGAUGAUUAAGGAUGAGAUAUUCAUGCUAAAGAUGUGCCCAGGACCCCCAGCCCAGGCCCAAAGCAAAGGCCUCCUGGGGGAACUGCUCUGACUUGAGGGGAACUCCAUGCGCCACGUGCAGGUGGAACCAACGCCAUCCCCUGAGCCUGGCCCCUCACAGCCCCCAGGUGGGCAGGGGGGCCCGAGGGGUGGGCUGCUCAUGGGCUUCAGCCAAGCAGGAGGGACUGUGUCCCAGGGAGUCUACGAGGUGUCUGUCUUCUCCCCUUUGGCCAGCCCUCCUGAACCCCGUAGGGCCCUGAAGCGGCCAGGACCGCCUACUGAAGGUGUCCGUGAGGCAAAGCGAGCUCCAGGAAUAGCUGGUCGGGAAGGACAGCUUCUUGAAGAGUUAGCCACAGUAGGGCCAUUGGAUGCUGGGCUCAGCCUGGGGCUUGGAGGGGCGGGCCAGCACUUCUCACAUCGUGGUCUCCAGGUUGUGGAACAUCGGGACAGUCCAAAUCCAUCUAGGACUACUGGAGCCUGGAUUUUCCCUGGGCCUCUACCACAUGCUUCCUAUAGCACUUUGUACACCAGAGACUGGGGCCCUCCAGAGCCCGGGGGGAGGAGGGCCCUGGGUGAGGUCCCUGGGCCAGGGUCACCUUGUGGCCAGCUGCACAUACUUGAUGCUGAUUUGCACAGUCUUGCACAGAAAGGGGAAGAAGACCCAGGACCCGAGAUGGGCAAUGGGAGCAGUCCCUGGCCUGGAGGACCCCCUGGUACUGCCAAUGGACAUAGUCCUGAGCAUACUCCCUCAGGCCCAGUCCCCCCAGGGCCCUGUCCUGCCAAGCGGAGGCUGCUCCCAGCUGGGGAGGCCCCUGAUGCCAACUCUGGAGAUGAGGGACCAGCCCCCCGAAGGCACAGGGCAGCUCCUUCUGGCCCUCCCCCCGCUGCCCGAAGUACUGAUGCCAAAGCUGCGCCAUUCUGGAACCACCUGCUGCCCGUUCCCAGGGAGCCAAUGCAGGGACUGGCAGACUGUAGUCCUACAGGACGAAGGCUGAAAGGUGCCCGAAGACUAAAACUGAGCUCCCUGCGAAGCUUCCGGAAGGGACCAGGCCUGCUGAUCUCUCCCAGUGCUCCCCCUGUUCCGACCCUUGCUGUCAGCCACACCCUGCUAGGCAAUUUUGAGGAGUCAUUGCUUCGAGGUCGAUUUGUACCAUCUGGCCACAUCGAGGGCUUCACUGCUGAGAUUGGGGCCAGCGGUUCCUACUGUCCUCAGCAUGUCACCCUGCCUGUUGCUGUCACCUUCUUCGAUGUCUCUGAGCAUAGUGCCCCUGCCCCCUUCCUGGGCGUCGUGGACCUGAAUCCUCUGGGGAGAAAGGGCUAUAGCGUUCCCAAGGCGGGCACCGUUCAAGUGACCUUAUUUAACCCUAACCAGACGGUGGUGAAGAUGUUCCUUGUGACCUUUGACUUCUCGGACAUGCCUGCUGCCCAUGUGACCUUCCUUCGCCACCGACUCUUCCUGGUGCCUGUGGGUGAGGAGGGCAAUGGGAGCCCCACCCGCCGCCUCCUCUGCUACCUGCUGCACCUCAGAUUCCGGAGUUCUCGCUCUGGCCGGCUGUAUCUGCAUGGGGAUAUCCGCCUCCUCUUCUCUCGCCGGAGCCUGGAACUAGACACGGGGCUCCCCUAUGAGCUGCAGGCAUUGACAGAGGCCCCUCAAAAUCCUCGUUAUUCACCUUUGCCCUGACUGCCCUGAUGAUUUCAGGCCUUUCCAAGGACACUAGCCUACUCCAUCUUGGACACGCUGGGCCUGAGGAGAGAGGCAGGUCCUCCAGGCCUGAAUUAAAGGGACAGCUAAACUCAAGGCUGAAGUAUUGACCAUUUGGUGUUUGAAACUCCUGUCCUUCAUCUUCCAGCUAAUUAACGCCCUGCUCCAGGUUCACACACACUCUCUCCCCUCCCUUUUGGCUUCCCAGCCACUACCCUAGAUGGUGAAGAAGAGAAAUUUACCUGAUGUCUGCAGGUGUAGGGAUUUGGGCCUUCUGCAUGUUCUGUAGACCAUGGGAGCACAGGCCUAUUACCCUUCCCUCAGCUUUCCCUUCCCAUCCUGGGCAGGGGCCACCUCUUGUUUUAUUUAUUGUUAAUUUAUAAUUUAUUCAGUUGGGACAGCUUUGUUGACCUCCAAAACCUGACAAUUGACAUGGCUCCACCCAUCUCAGAUACUGCCCUAACCUCCUGGUUUGAGCAGACUAAUCUCUGUUAAGGGGAAAAGAACUGCCCUUUCUUGGUUAGGGACAAUGAGGAUAAGAGGAACAGGAGAGUAUAGCAGAAUGGUGUGGGGGUGGCCUUACUCCAUGUGCCUGAGGGCCAGAGUAGAGGUGUUAUCCUGAAGAGACUGGGUCAGUAGCCAAAGACCUAGUUUCCCUAUUUCCUGUCUCCCUUCCUUUGCCCCAUGAUGCCUGCCAGAAACCAAAUGUGUGUGUGUGUGUGUAUGUAUGAGAGAGAGAUAGAGACAGAGAGAAAUAAGGAGGGUUAAGGUGGGCUCUAUAAUCCAAUGUACCCUCCCCCAAGCAUCUGCCUCUCCCACCCUUGGGGUCCUGAGUGAAGUGUGUGUUUGUGCAUGGGGAGUGGGGGGGAUUGGCGCAGAAGAGGCAUGGCUAGGGGAGCAGAGUCAGAGCCAACAACUAGGACUAUGCUCUUUCCCACCUCUUGCUUGGGAAGAGGCUGAGCCUCGGACUCUGACCUACCUACCUCAGCUUGGGGGAGGAAUGGCCCCUGCACAUUUGUGUUGUGGUUGCUGUGGUUCCUGGUUGUCUGUCCCCCCCUGGACUGUAUACCCUAUCCUGGACCCUGACCCAGCCCCAGUCCUGCCUCCUGGGGAUGAGGUUAGGGGAACAAGCAUUUGCAGAAACUUGAAAAUCAGAGGAAUAAAUUGUAUCUGGUACUUUUCUUAAAAAAAAAAAAAAAAAAAAAGAAAUUUAAUAAAUUUUUGUUUGGAGACA
Messenger RNA from Sarcophilus harrisii (Tasmanian devil), 4973 nucleotides. RefSeq names its product family with sequence similarity 214 member B (gene ATOSB). The record is from RefSeq and is a predicted model, not a curated record. The transcript has 8 exons. NCBI's taxonomy places the organism in Eukaryota, Metazoa, Chordata, Mammalia, Dasyuromorphia, Dasyuridae. The coding region runs from base 2105 to 3718 and encodes 537 amino acids.